Messenger RNA from Rhizopus microsporus ATCC 52813, 896 nucleotides. RefSeq lists its product as uncharacterized. Gene Ontology annotation, cellular component: BORC complex; gamma-tubulin complex; BLOC-1 complex. The record is from RefSeq and is a predicted model, not a curated record. Gene Ontology annotation, biological process: endosomal transport; lysosome localization. The transcript has 5 exons. Lineage: Eukaryota; Fungi; Mucoromycota; Mucoromycetes; Mucorales; Rhizopodaceae. Gene Ontology annotation, molecular function: gamma-tubulin binding. The coding region runs from base 326 to 805 and encodes 159 amino acids.
UUAAAGUGUGAUGCCGAAGGUGGUCUCAAGCGAAUGGGUGGUCAAGGUGAUAUUCUUACUGGUAUCAUUGCUGCAUUCUUGGCUUGGGGAAAAGGAUAUGAAGAUGAAGUUUGGGAACAUCCUCAUGAAGUUGACGGUAAGGAUAUUGCCAUGUAUGCUUCAUGGGCAGCAUGCACUAUUUCAAGAACCAGCUCUCGUUUAGCCUUUCAAAAACACGGUAGAGCUGUACUAACUAGUCACAUGUUGGAAGAAAUUGGACAAAGCUAUGACCUUUUUGUUAACGAUAAGCUGUAAUGAACGCAUUUUGAUCUUGCUAAAUUAAAUAAUGAUUUGCUAUCUGAGCUCUAAAUGCUUUUUCUUUAAAGAGGUGACCGUCGCCUUUGCUCUUUUUCUUUUCUUUAAUAAAAUGGAUAAUAAUGAUACAAAAAACUUGAAGCCUGAUGAAUAUACGAAAGGAUUAAAUAGAGAGCACAUCAUCAGGUUAACAGAGGAAUCAUGUAAACAUUUUGUAGAAUAUACAAAAGCUGAGUUAAAAGUUACUGUCGAGGAUUGUAAGUUGCUAGAGAAUAUGAAUCAUAUCACCAAAGAGAAAUACAGUCAAAUGAAUCAGAUGAGUCAAAGAAUUAUGGGUGAAAUAUCCAAACUACAGAAUACAUACGAUCAAUUCGAUCAAUUUAUUACCCAAGUGGAUGAUAUUCAUCAACAAUCUAUCAAGAUUGAAAAUACUAUUAAAGCAUUAGAUGAAUACUCAAAGCAUUUAGAAAACAAACUAUUAGCAAAUUACUCUGUCAGUACAUCCAAAUAAACCCUACAAAAGAGAGCAUAAAAAUAACAUGUUUCCAUUUGAUAUCUUGUCAAAAAGAAUUACAAUUCUGCCAACUGUCAUUCAUGGCCAC